Messenger RNA from Trichosporon asahii var. asahii CBS 2479, 1041 nucleotides. RefSeq names its product riken protein. The transcript has 2 exons. The record is from RefSeq and is a predicted model, not a curated record. Gene Ontology annotation, biological process: peptidyl-hypusine biosynthetic process. NCBI's taxonomy places the organism in Eukaryota, Fungi, Basidiomycota, Tremellomycetes, Trichosporonales, Trichosporonaceae. Bases 1 to 1041 code for a protein of 346 amino acids. Gene Ontology annotation, molecular function: deoxyhypusine monooxygenase activity.
AUGUCGGUCCAGGUCACGCCCGAGCAGAUGGCGGCGCUCCGCGCCACGCUUCUUAACACCUCCGGCAAGACGGAGCUGCACGAGCGCUUCCGCGCCCUCUUCAUGCUCAAGGCUGUCGGCGGUGACGAGGUCAUCAACAUUAUUGCUGAGGGCCUUGAGGACCCCUCCCCUCUCCUGAAGCACGAGCUCGCGUACGUUCUCGGCCAGCUCAAGUCGAGCACCGCGGUGCCGAUCCUUGAGAACGUCCUCAACAACCCGGAUGGCAAGCACUGCGCGAUGGUGCGACACGAGGCUGCCGAGGCACUUGGCGCGAUCAGCGACGAGUCCUCUCUCGCCUGUCUGCGUUCGCACCUCAACGAUCCCGCCCGGGAGGUGCGCGAGACGUGCGAGAUCGCAGUCGACAAGAUCGAGUACGACCACACGCCCGAGGGCCUCGCCCGCGUCCCGAACCCAGACUACCCGACCAUCGACCCGGCCCCGUCGAGCGAGAAGAAGCCCGUCGACGAGCUCAAGGCCGUGCUCCUCGACGAGUCCCAGCCGCUCUUCAAGCGCUACCGCGCCAUGUUCGGGCUGCGCGACUAUGGCGGCGCGUCGCGCGAUGCCGUCCGCGCCCUGGCUGAGGGAUUCGGCGACAGCUCUGCGCUCUUCCGCCACGAGAUCGCGUACAUCUUUGGCCAGCUUUCUUCGCCCCACUCCAUCCCGAGUCUCCUCAAGGUGCUCAAGGACGACAAGGAGGAGGACAUGGUGCGCCACGAGGCCGCGGAGGCGCUCGGCGGUAUCGCCUCGGAUGGCACCGACGCCGACAUGAGCAAGGACGACGAGCCGCUGCCCGAGGGAGGCGUGCUGGCCAUCCUAAGGGAGUGGGCCGUUAAGCAGGACGCGCCCCUUGUUGUGCGCGAGUCGUGCCAGGUUGCCCUCGACAUGUGGGAGUACGAGAACAGUACCGACCAGUUCAACCCCCUCGACUCGCUCACUGCCAAGGGCAACACGACUGGCAUGGAACGCUCGGCUCACGCCGCCGUCGCUGCUGGUGCCAUCUAG